AUCCUACACCACUAUAUACUUCGUUGAUAUCGUAGCUUAAGCAUCAAAUUCCUCCAUGGAAACCACCCAAGAAUCACCGCUUCAUGUAGUCAUCGUGCCUACUCCAGGUAUGGGUCACCUGAUCCCGCUCAUAGAGUUCGCCAAGCGACUAGUGGACCUCCACAAGUUUGCCGUAACUUUCAUUGUCCCCAACGAUGGCUCACCCAUGAAACUCCAAAGACAACUCCUUUUAACCCAACCCGAGCCAAUUUCCUCCAUCUUUCUCCCUCCUGUUAGCUUUGACGAUCUGCCUGAGGAUGCCAAAAUCGAGACCCGGAUUAUACUCAGCCUGACUCGGUCGCUUCAUCUUCUCAAAGAUUCGUUCAAAGUACUAGCUCAGUCAGCUCGGGUAGUGGCCUUCGUCGUUGAUGUUUUUGGCAUCGAUGCAUUUGAUGUUGCCAAAGAAUUUGGACUUGAACCCUACAUUUUCGUCACUACCUCUGUUAUGCUAUUAUCAUUGAUAUUUGAGUUACCUAAGCUUGAUCAGAUGUUUUCGUGCGACUAUAGAGAUUUGCCUGAGCCGAUCAAGUUACCUGGAUGCGUACCGUUCCAUGGAAGCGACAUUCCUGACCCGCUUCAACACAGGACAAAUUUUGCCUAUCAAGAGACUCUUCAGCAAUGCAAACGUUACCCAUUGGCUGCUGGGAUUAUCAUUAACAGUUUCUUGGACUUGGAAAAGGGUACUUUGGAUGCUUUAAUGGAGGGUGGGCGUCGUUUGCCUGCGGUUUACCCAGUUGGACCUCUAAUACGAACUAGUUCAACCAAUGAAGUUGAAGGGUCUAACAAUUGCUUAAGGUGGUUGGAUGAGCAGCCUAGCGGGUCAGUGCUAUAUGUCUGUUUUGGAAGUGGUGGGACUCUUUCGCAUGAACAGCUAAAUGAAUUGGCACUGGGCUUGGAAAUGAGUGGGCAAAGAUUUCUUUGGGUUGUCAGGGAACCUGACGAAAUUGCUGCAAACGCCACUUAUUUUGGUAUAGAAAACGUCAAGAACCCUUUUGCAUUUCUGCCUGAUGGGUUUUUGGAAAGGACCAAAGAGGUGGGUUUGGUGGUUCCAUCUUGGGCUCCUCAAAUUCAGGUAUUGAGUCACGGCUCGACCGGUGGGUUCCUGACCCAUUGCGGUUGGAAUUCGGUCUUAGAGUCUAUCGUGCAUGGCGUGCCAUUAAUCGCAUGGCCACUCUAUGCAGAGCAAAAGAUGAAUGGUGUACUUCUAAAAGAUGGUCUGAAGGUUGCAUUUAGGGUCAAAGUGAACGAAGAUGGACUCGUUGGGCGAGAAGAUAUUGCAAAAUAUGUGAAGGAACUGAUUGAAGGGGACGAAGGGCAGUUGCUUAGAGCCAGGAUGAGAAAACUGAAAGGUGCUGCCAAAAUAGAUUGUACGGACAUGGAGAAACCAUUGGCGACACUCGAAAGAGGCACGACAUGCUCGGCCUGGAACUACUGCGGCGAGAGAUUAGCCGCCGGUUCGGUCGACGGUUCUCUUUCCAUCUUAGAUUCUCGUGACUCUUCCUCUUCUUCCUUCACUUGCUCCUCCAAAUUCAAGGCCAGUGAAGCUGGCAUUGUGAAGGUUGCUUGGAUCCCUCCUGAGUAUGGGGAUGCUGUUGCUUGCAUUUGUGAAGAUGGGACUUUAUCCAUAUGGGAAGAGCUUGUAGAAGGUACACAACCUAUUCAGUGGAAGCUAUGCAAAAGCUUUAAGACUAGUUCGAAGGUUCUAGAUGUUCAAUUUGGAGUCAACCAGACGAGUUUGAAAAUGGUUGCUGCUUACUCAGACGGCUUUGUGAAAGUCUUUGAGCUCCUCAAUCCAUUGGAACUAAAGAACUGGCAACUUCAGGCUGAAUAUCAGAAUGUUAUAGAUUCCGUUUCUACAUUUGGGAAGGCUUCAUGCUUAACAGCAUGUAUUUCUUGGAAUCCUCAAAGGGGUGAAGGCCAAGAAUCAAGCUUUAUUUUGGCUUUCAAUUCUAAUACUCCACAGCUCAAUUCCCCCAAGGUGUGGGAAUUUGAUCCAGCUCAUCAGAGAUGGCUGCCAGUAGCAGAGUUGGCUUCGCCCGGUGACAAGGGAGAUCAAGUUUAUUCUGUUGCAUGGGCACCAAACAUUGGACGGCCAUAUGAGGUAAUAGCUGUUGCAUCUCAAAAAGGAAUUGCUAUAUGGCAUGUUGGAUCAACCCCAGACUUGGAUGGAAGGCUCUCAGUAGAGAAGGCUGCAUUGCUUUCUGAACAUAACAGUGAGGUGUGGCAGAUGGAAUGGGAUAUGAGCGGAAUGACCUUGGCAACUACUGAAAGUAAUGGGCUUGUAAGGCUGUGGCAAUCCAACUUGAACGGCACUUGGCAUGAACAAGCCGCAUUUGAACCCACUUCUUAGUCCUCUGUAUAAAUGUGUUUCUCUAUAUUCCCUCUCUCUCUUCUCUUUUGGUGGCUUACCCAAAUUGUGCAUUUGUUUGUGAGUGCGAUGCUUCAAAGACCAUCUUUUUUCC
Molecule: messenger RNA, 2501 nt
Organism: Theobroma umbraticum
Lineage: Eukaryota; Viridiplantae; Streptophyta; Magnoliopsida; Malvales; Malvaceae
Gene: SEH1H
Product: Transducin/WD40 repeat-like superfamily protein
Biological process (GO): cellular response to amino acid starvation; positive regulation of TORC1 signaling
Cellular component (GO): nuclear pore outer ring; Seh1-associated complex
Molecular function (GO): structural molecule activity; protein binding
Source: RefSeq, a predicted model, not a curated record